Rotaria sp. Silwood1 is the source of this 1186-nucleotide messenger RNA. NCBI's taxonomy places the organism in Eukaryota, Metazoa, Rotifera, Eurotatoria, Philodinida, Philodinidae. The record is from the annotation of a GenBank genome assembly.
AUGGAUGAUGUACAUAUGGCUGAAGAUAAUAGUGAAGAAGAACAUGUUCAUGUAGCACCAUCAACGACUACAUUAACACCAACAUCAUCUCGAAGAGUGAGAAUAAAAAAAAGAAUUUUUCGUACAAAGUGGUUAUUGAUUAACGAAUAUUCAUCAUGGUUACAAGAAAUAAAGCACGAUUCAACAAAAGCUCGUUGUAAAGCUUGUCUUAAAACGUUUUCCGUUGAUUGUGACGGGAUCUCAGCUGUCGAGAAACACUUGAAUAGUAAUACACAUAAAAAAUAUAUGGAUUUAUUUUGAAAGAAUUCUUCACUGGUAUUAUUUAUAGCUCUAGAACAUGAAUUAGAUAAAAUUUCAGCAGCUGAAUGUGCAUUCGUCUUUCAUGGAGUUAAACAUGGGCAUUAGCUACAGAUCUCAGAAAUGUACAACUGAUUUAGCACGAUCGAUAUUUGUAUCAUUACCAAUAGCAAAGUCCAGGUCAUGAGGUAAAACCAAAGCACGAUUCACUGCGUGGAAUAUUCUUGGUCCUUUUUUUACAAAACAAAUUAUUAAUCAUGUAUUAGCAGCACGAUUUUAACCUGUAUAGUAUGUAUGCGGGCUCUUUUGUUCCUUUUUUCGUAGACCAGCUUCUAAUUCAGGGAAAAUGUUCGACAUUAAGUAUCUUUUGUUGUUUGCUUUGUAUUAGUUAAACGAUAUAUUGAUAGCAAUGUCUUUCUUUAUAGUAAAAUACCUUUGAAAAUAAAGUAUGAAUCAAUGAAUGGAUAUCCAGAAGAGUAUUGGGUGCCAGAAUAUUAGCAUAAUAUCCAUUAAUUUGCACAAAUUGCCUUUCUGAUUAAUUUCUGAUUUUGCAAAAAAAAACUUUCUGAUCAUUUCAGAAUUUGAAAAAAGUUCUGAUUUUCAACUUUUUGAUCUGGCCACCCUGGUGUGGGGCGUGCGUGUGGGUGGGUGGGUGUUGGUGUGGUUGUCGGGUGUGGGUGGUGGUGUGAGUGUUGGUGAAUGUGGGUGUGUGGGUGUGCGUGUGGUUGUCAGGGGUGGGUGUGAGUGUGGUUGUCGGGUGUGGGUGUGGGUGAGGUGUGAGUGUGGAUGGAUGUGGGUGCGUGGGUGUGGAUGUGUGGGUGUGGGGCGUGGGUGUGGGGCGUGGGUGUGGGGUGUGGGUGUCGGUGUGGUUGUCGCGGGUGGGUGUGGG